This is a messenger RNA of Penicillium subrubescens, 855 nucleotides long. Its product is annotated as Mob1/phocein family protein. The transcript has 4 exons. Lineage: Eukaryota; Fungi; Ascomycota; Eurotiomycetes; Eurotiales; Aspergillaceae. Gene Ontology annotation, cellular component: cytoplasm; nucleus. Bases 1 to 855 code for a protein of 284 amino acids. The record is from RefSeq and is a predicted model, not a curated record. Gene Ontology annotation, biological process: cell division; signal transduction; positive regulation of protein phosphorylation. Gene Ontology annotation, molecular function: protein kinase activator activity.
AUGUCGGUCCCCGCUGCCCCUGCCCCCGUUCAUCUAUCUACAACUCCCAUCAAGUCCUUGUCUCCCUCCCCACCGGCGCGAGGCCCGUCUUUGAGUCUCAGCCCGUCGGUAAUCUACCAGACCACCCGCACUUCUCAUAUUCCUUCCCUUGAACCUCCGUCUUACUUGUCGCCCGCCGUGCGCGCACUGAAACAAGGCGUCUUUGGACUAACACCUCCCAGCAAUGCGCGGACGCGAGCCCCCUUCAAGCCCCGCUCGGCCGCCAAGGGCACCAGCAGUUACCAGCUGAGGCAGUUCGCCGAGGCCACUUUGGGCAGUGGCAGUCUGCGUAAGGCUGUGAAGUUGCCCGAGGGCGAAGAUUUGAACGAAUGGCUUGCAGUGAACGUCGUCGACUUCUACAACCAGAUCAACCUUCUCUACGGCUCUAUAACUGAAUUCUGCUCCCCGCAAUCAUGCCCCGAGAUGAAGGCUACCGAUGAGUUCGAGUACCUCUGGCAAGACUCCGAGAACUUCAAGCGGCCAACCAAGAUGUCUGCUCCCGAAUACAUCGAGCACCUCAUGACUUGGGUACAGGGCAAUGUCGACAAUGAGCAGAUGUUCCCCAGUCGCAUCGGCGUUCCUUUCCCCAAGACAUUCCCGAGUCUCCUCCGCCAGAUCUUCAAGCGUUUGUACCGAGUCUACGCCCACAUCUACUGCCAUCACUACCCGGUUGUGGUACACCUUGGUCUCGAGCCACACCUGAACACCAGCUUCAAACACUACGUCCUGUUUAUCGAUGAGCACAAACUGGCCAGCGGCAAGGAUUACUGGGGUCCUCUGGGUGAUCUGGUGGACAGUAUGCUGCGCAGUGACUAG